Messenger RNA from Anopheles maculipalpis, 1357 nucleotides. RefSeq lists its product as uncharacterized. The record is from RefSeq and is a predicted model, not a curated record. Bases 50 to 1357 code for a protein of 435 amino acids. The transcript is spliced from 6 exons. Lineage: Eukaryota; Metazoa; Arthropoda; Insecta; Diptera; Culicidae.
UGUUUUAUCAGCCGGCACGGGGUGUGUGUUCCAGUGUCCAAACGCAGAUAUGAAUGAUACAAGCCAGAAGGAGGCUUACGUUCGGGACGUGCUGAUACCGGGCAUGGUGGCACGCGGACAACUUUCAUUCACCGACCAUCUUCCCGAGGGCGUUACAGUGCAGCUCAAAUCUGUCGAUGUUAAGCCGCUCGUCACGAACGGAUUCAUGCUGACGAUACCGUUCGUGGUGACCGUCGUGCUGGAGCAGAACCCUCAGCACGGGGAAGAUACCAAACCGGAAACACUUCAUCUGAUAGUGAAGAUAACGCCCGACUGCAACGAGGAAAUGUACGCGAGCUGUCAAUUUGAGACACUUUUCGAGAAUGAAAUGGUCGCUUACACGGAAAUCAUACCCAGUCUCGGGAAAGCAGAGCGGUAUCCAAGGUACCAUCACUGCGAGCGGAAACCAAUGGAAGCAGUAAUGGUAAUGAGUGAUUUUUCCUUUUCCGGUUGGAAAAUGGCACCGAUGGUUGUCAACCUGCCGCUAGAUUACAUUAUGCUCGCAGUAACGGAGCUGGGCCGCUUCCAUGGUGAAUGUUACGGCAUGAAGGAGGCACGCCGGCCACAGUUUGACAGCAUCAUUGCGAAGUUUAAGGAAUCUCGCUUUGCCGCCGACAUAUCGGACCUAACGUGGAAGGCGGUCAUGACCGUUGCACCGAAGCGUGCGAUCAAAUCCCUCCGGGAGAGCCGGUUCCAGGGGCUGGUGCCGGACGCGUACCUGGAAAAGCUGGCCCACCUGUACGCGGAUCCGUGGGAGCACGCGAAACGGAAGGUGCUGCCAAGGGAACCGCUGGCCGUCAUUUGCCAUGGUGAUUACCUGCGCAACAACAUGGCGUUCCGGUAUGAAGAUGCGAAGGAUCCCGACAGACCCACGCAAGUGAUGAUGUUUGACUUUCAAACCCUACGCUACGCAUCACCGAUGAUCGAUUAUACCGUCUUCCUUGCCAAUUCAACCGGGUACGCCGAACGGGAGCACCAUUUCGAGACCAUUUUCCAAACCUAUCACCGUGAGCUGGUACAAACGGUAGCGAGAAUCGUCGGCGUGUCGGAUCCGACCGAACUGCCACCGUACUUCAGCUACGACUCGUUUCAUCGCGAGCUGGCCGAAUACUAUUCGUACGGCUUUAACAUUGCGUCCUCGUUCCUGAUGAUACUGCACGAACCGAUGGAGAUAUCGUUCACCGAGAACAUCCUCACCGAGGAAGAGUCCGUGGCGGACGCGUGGACGCGGGGCGGUGAACCACUUAACCGGGAGCUGGCGGCGAUGGUAUACGAAAUGUAUCAGCUGCAUCAAAAGUAUGGGCUUGAUCCGGUGUGA